This is a messenger RNA of Caenorhabditis briggsae, 582 nucleotides long. Bases 1 to 582 code for a protein of 193 amino acids. The record is from RefSeq and is a predicted model, not a curated record. The transcript has 3 exons. Lineage: Eukaryota; Metazoa; Nematoda; Chromadorea; Rhabditida; Rhabditidae.
AUGAAAGAUGACCCUCCAUCCAAUCUGAGCCCUUCUCAUGAGUCCUACCCUCAAGCGGAUCAACCUUCAACUUAUUCCCAUCCCGAUGAUUACGAACCAAGCACUAAGCAACUCAAAGUUGUUGGCUCGUCUCGUGGUAGAAUGACACAUCAAAUGCGUCUUCCCAUUAUACUUCCAAAACUGCCAGAUAAGCCUUCAACAUCACAAGGCAGUGCGGCGAUCCGUCUGAUAAAUGCUCCGCCAGUAAUACCUCCAAGCGUUUCAAAUCCACGUCCGCUGAUUUCACUCCUCGAUCGAACGGAAUUCAGAAACCCCUCUCGUGUGAUUCUGGCAACACCGCCAACCCAAAAACCAAAAAAGUCAUUGUCCGAAAAGCUUCAGUUGCUGCAAAGACUGCGUGGUGAAAAUAAGUUUCUGCAAGAAUCGAUUCAGAAGAAGCAGAACGCGUGUCAGGGAAGGAGCUCAACAAUUGCAGAGAUCCGCGAGACGACCGAUAAAAUGAUUCAUCAGAGCCAACUACUCAGAGAAACGUUGCAUAACAUUGAAGAAGAGAACGAACGAUUGAGAAGGCAACUGAACUAA